Colletotrichum paranaense is the source of this 1611-nucleotide messenger RNA. Its product is annotated as pantothenate transporter liz1. Gene Ontology annotation, molecular function: transmembrane transporter activity. The record is from RefSeq and is a predicted model, not a curated record. NCBI's taxonomy places the organism in Eukaryota, Fungi, Ascomycota, Sordariomycetes, Glomerellales, Glomerellaceae. Gene Ontology annotation, biological process: transmembrane transport. The coding region runs from base 1 to 1611 and encodes 536 amino acids. The transcript is spliced from 5 exons. Gene Ontology annotation, cellular component: membrane.
AUGGCAGAAUCAUUGCCUCAGCCUUCAAAUGCGCCCUCGCGGUCAUUUCGCUCUUUCAUCUGGGACACGGAUACGCACCUGAAGAGUCAUGAGGAGCGUGUAUUGCUUCGCAAGUUGGAUUGGUCAAUCUUGACCAUAGGAUGCUUAGGCUUCUUCAUGAAGUAUCUCGACCAGGGAAACCUCGCAAACGCCUACGUCUCAGGAAUGCAGGAGGACCUCAAGAUGUUUGCCAAUGAGUAUACGUAUGCUCAAAUGGUUUACACCUGCGCCUAUGCUGUGAUGCAAAUUCCAAGUACUUUGAUUGUUCAGAAGAUUAGGCCGAGCAUCUGGUUGGCCGCAAUGGAAGUCGGAUGGGUAUGUCUUGCCCCUCUCGAGAGAUCUCAAGCACGCAUGCAUGCUGACACUAUCGUUCUUCAGGGUAUCUUUACAUUUGCCCAGGCAGGGACGCAGAACGUUGGCCAGCUCUACGCAUUUCGCUUCCUUGUCGGAUUCUUUGAAAGCUCUUUCUUUCCUGUCUUACUUUAUGUACUUGGAAGUUGGUACACCAAGACUGAGCUUGCAAAGAGAGUCGCCAUAUUUCAUAUGACCGCUCCUCUGGGAUCGGCUUUUGGUGGAUACCUGCAAGCAGCAGUUUACAAGAGCCUCGACGGUGCUCAUGGCCAUGCAGGGUGGCGAUGGUUGUACAUCGUCUGCGGGUGCAUGACGAUUCCCGUCGGCGUUGCGACCCUAUUCGUCUUACCGGACACACCGUACACGACCAAGUCGAAGUUUCUGACCGCCAAAGAAUGCGAGCUAGCCAUUGAUCGAGUCACGAAGGCUGGUAAAGCGGCACCUGCAGGAGUCACCUUGGCUACUUUCAAAAGAGUCCUUUUGAAGUGGAGGUGGUACGCUUUUGUCUUGGGCUACGUCCUCUACGGUGAAUCUUGCCAAUCGGGUGGAUAUUUCGCCAUCUGGCUCAAGGCAGAGAAAUUUUCGGUUGUAGACAGGAAUGUCAUCCCAACCGGCUCAAAGCUCAUCAGUGCUUUCUGUAUCAUUCUCUGGGGGUUCCUGUCGGACUACACGGGAAGCCGCUUUGCAUUGAUCAUCUGCCCAUUGGUACGCCACGAUCCCAAAGAUCAAGAACUUCCCUGCAGCAUGAUUGAGUCUGACAUCCUCGUAGGUGCUGGCCUUGAUCCCAAACGGCAUCUUGGCUUUUUGGCCGCCAAGCGUGCAGCUGAAGUUGUUUGCUUUCCUGACGAGCAGUGUGCAUCUCAUGACGGCGGUUUUCCAUUUUUCAGCUACACUUGGGCGAAUGAAAUAUGUGCCGGCGACAAUGAGGAGCGCGCUUUGGUCAUCAGUAGUAUGAAUGGAAUGCAAUAUGCCGUCGACGCAUGGCUUCCCCUUGUCAUUUUCCCGCAAACCAUGGCUCCAACCUUUAGAUACGGGUUUCCUGCAACGUUUGGUUUCAUAAUCGCCGCAAUCAUUGCAGUGGUUGGUAUCCGCCUUCUAGUCUUCCGAGAACAGAAACGAGGAUCUCAGGAUGGAGAGACAACUUUGGAAUCUGGACAAGUGGAAUUCCAUCCUGAAAGAAAUGAAAGCAUUGGGGAAAUUGACAAAACCGACAAGAAAUAG